Messenger RNA from Cuscuta campestris, 3826 nucleotides. NCBI's taxonomy places the organism in Eukaryota, Viridiplantae, Streptophyta, Magnoliopsida, Solanales, Convolvulaceae. The record is from the annotation of a GenBank genome assembly.
AUCUCAACGGUUGUCUGGCCGCCGCUGAUUUCGCACAGCUUUCGAUUUCAUGCAAUUCGAGUCCGGCGUCGGAAAUUUGAUCUUAACGACGCCAUCGCCGAUGCAUAUUCGUUGUUCCGGUAAAAAGAUAGAGAGAAAAGAGGAAUGUUGCGAUUUGUUCGAGGCCGUAAUCAAAACGAAAAGAGUUUGAAAGGCACGGAGAAUCGCUUUACGAUAUCGCCAACCUUCAAUGCAAGUAAUCCGCCAUUAAUGAGACGCUCUUGCUCUGCAAAUUGGCUUUUUCAAUCACAAAUACAUUCGGGAAAGCGGGAUUUUUUUAAUAAAACAUUAAUAGAGACAAAAUAUAACGAGAAAUGGGAAGGGUAUCGCCGGCGGCUGCGUGGAGUAGAUGACUGCUCCGAGGACAAGUCAAUUUACACUCGUCCACUCCUACGAUAAAAUCGCAGAACCGCUCCAGUAGCCCAUUCUUCGCCUCCCUAUGCGCGAACACUUCUUCCCCAAAACUUCCAUCCGCGGAUUCUUCGCAAGCACUGAUCUCUUCCAUCGGCCAACACUUCUUCUCCAAAAAAGCACUUAUUCUUCGCUGUACUGUACAUCUUUGCUGAAGGAAAAUUUCACCCAAAGUCAACAUCCGCUGAUUCUUCACUUCAAUUCUGAGAUCUACGUCGUCAAAUUCCGUUUACUCUGUGUCAAUUCGAUAAUCAGGUUUGUUUAUUCUGUGUCAAUUCGAUAAUCAGGUUUGUUUCCAAAUCUAGCUUCAAAUCUUAUUCAAUUCAUAACUUCGUGAAUUCGUGGAUUCGAGGCUCUCAAAAUCCUUACCUAUUUCAGAUUCUGUACACUCGAUUUCCCCAAUAUUUUCCGGUAAAUUGAACGAUUAUGAAUCGCCCCAAAAUUACAUACCUAAUUUAGAAUCGUAUUAUUUGUAUUUACAUUAUUUUUUUCGCCAAUUACUUUUUCUAUGAGUAAUAUUCUACCCAUAUAUACAUUCUCCUCAAGAAAACCCACCACACCCCUUAUGCAUUUUUUUCUCGAGGGUUUCAAAACUGUUUUUUGUUCUAUACAUGUCGAAGACCAUCCAUCCAUUGAUUAUAUACUCUACCCAUAUAUAAUGAUGAGAAGACUACGAAUUCUAUUGAGAUGGUGUUCAUGAACGAACAUGUAAGUCAAUUUCUCAUAAUUCUUAUUAUUGGAUAGGAUCUUGGAUGAUAUUUUUUUUCGUGUGGAUUGUAUUGGUGAUAUAAUGAUAUUGUUGUUACAUUUUUCGUAUGGAUUAUAUUUUUAUAGACCUGGAAACUACUGAUUAUGCAGAUUGAGUGUUAAAAUGCAAUCUAAAUUUUACUUACUAGAUACCACUGAUUGUGCAGAUUAAAAAAUGAUUCUGAUUUUUUUGAGAUGUAUAUUGUUAACUGAACCUCAGGGUUAAAUGAGUCUUAUAUCUAUUAGUAUUUUUAAACUAAUAGCACAAUAAAAACAUAAAUGAUGCAUGUUUAUACAAAAGUAGUUGUUGCAUAUUUUUACAAAACAUAGUUGCUGCCUGUUUAUUAAAAAGUCAUUCCUGCGUUAGUGCAUGUUUAUAAAAACAUAGUUGCUGCCUGUUUACAUAUUUACUAUAAAAAAUAAGAGUUGGACUACUGCCGUUGAAGUAAAGUUUAGAACAUGAAUGUAUUCUAUUGAUGUCGUUACAAAGUCAUGCACCCACUUUCCCCCAAGAAUUUCAUUUGUGGUUUCUUACUCUUAUUUUUAUUUUCCUUAUUUGAAUUAGUAGAAAUUGGUGGACAGUGAAUGCUGAUAGGAAUGAUAGCAACCUUUGAAGAAAUUUAUGCAAACCAUAUAUAAGAGGAAUAUAAUGGAGAGUUUCUAAAAAAAUAUGACUGUUUGUUGAAGAAUGAUUUGUACAUUACUGGAUUUUGGAGAACACAAGAUGGGACAAUGGCACUAUACACUAAAAUGGGGGGAGUGCUCUUUCAAAUAUGCUUACAGUGCCAUUUUAGAACCUAAAGAAAUCCACUUUCCUAACAACUUUGCUGGCAGAAUUUUCAAGUCCCUAAUGUCUAACUCUUCAAUUGGAAAGUAACUAAUAAUUGUUUGGCUUUUCCCAAUUAUCUCACUAAAUAUAAUAUACACCUGCCACAUUAAUAUAGAUUAGUGAACAAAAUGGAAAAAAGCAUUAUUUGAUUAAUCUAGAUUUUUGCUGAGAAACCCUUUAAGUGUGAGAGAGUUGCCUUAGAGCCACCAGACCACUCUUCACCGUCCACCGACCAACACGCCAAUUUUUCAAUGUGCAAUUAACUGGUAUUUCUCGAUUGAGGUUCCUUCUUGGUUUUUACUAAUAUGACUGUUUAAAAUCAUUGUUUAUUUGUUUGAUUUAAUAAAGCAUUAUUUGAUUCUUCAUUUGUGUGUGGUGCAUCAAGAUCAAUUUACAGAGCUUGGACGGCCUACAUAAAUCAGAGUGUAUAGUUCAAUCCUUUACAUUUUUUAUGUUGGUGUCGUUCAAAGAAAGGUAUUGCAGCUAAUUUUUUAAAAUAUCGUCUUUGUUAAAAAUGCAUUUAUUCCAUUUACGUAAAAAACUGAGGUGAAAUUCAUCAAUUCUUUACACAACUAUUUCCUUUGUUAUUUAUUGAUCAGUGCAAACUUUUUUCCACAGGUAUUUUAGUUGCAAAGAAAAUACACAUUUUAUGUGUUUCAUCAGAGAAUUUGAUUGAAGAUUUUGUAGAAUCAAAGAAUAAUCAAUUUGAACAAAAUGGAGUCGAUAUCACCGAUUCUACUGUCAACAAAAGAAUGAUAGAGGUGGAACAUUGUGAUGGAGACGGGGAUGAGUUGAGCAAGAAGAUGAAGAUCGUUAUAAUAGAGAAAAAUUAGGAAUAUAUAUUUUAUGUUAGCCUGAGAGUAUUGUUUUUUUGGAUUGAUUUAUGUGUCACACGGUUUAAAAUUUAUAAUUUUGGACUGUUUGUUUAGUUUUUAAAAUACAAAAUUUUGUGGCAUUUGAAAAGUACUCCAUAGUUGCAGCUAGAAGAGGAUGUAAAACGAGAAAUCCAAGGCCUAAACCUUCCAAGAGAAAAAACCCUAGUUUCAGAGCCCAGCUAUGGAUCCCAACUCAGCGGAACAACGAAUAAUAACGGAGAGAUUGAGGCCGAAACUGGAUGAAGUCAACAGAGCUCUACAGACGCAUUUCUCAAGCGUGGAAGACCAUGUCAGUUUCACCCUCCAGCAAUCGUACUUCAAGUGCGCGUACGAGUGCUUCGACCGGAGGAGGAGGCAGGAGGAGAUAGGAACUUGCGUCGAGCGCUGCACCGGCCCUCUUGUCAAUGCUCAGAGUGUAUUUCAGAACGAAAUUUCAGUAUUUCAAGAAAAGCUGCAAAGGUCACUGCUGGUCUGCCAAGACAAAUACGAGUCUUCAAAACUCCAGGCGAACAAAGGCAAUGCGAUGAUGGAGUUGGAGUCGUGUGUUGAUCUUUCGGUUCAAGACAGCAUCAAGACAUUGCCUCAUGUUGUUGAAAGAUUGAAGGGCCAAAUGGGCAUGACUGAUUGAUUCUAUGUAGUAGUUUGGUGGGAGAUACAGAGCUUUCAUACUCUCAUAAAUAAAUUUCCAACCACCACCAUCACCAGAGUGCAGUUUUUGUAGUCACUGCAGAAACAUGGCUUAUUUGUUUACUACAUCCAUUAAACACUACUACUAGUCAUUCUAGCAAUGAAAGAAACGAGUCAGCCAGUAAUUUCUUUUUCUUGAGGGGCUAGCCUACUUAAUGAAAAGAUUUACACCAGAUACUGUUCUAUGUUGAAUGUGGAAAACCUGGCUUUGAAGCCUCAAUAAAUAGGAUUUUAUUGU